AUGGGUUUUAGUCUUGUAUUAAUAAUUAUUUUAAUGAUUGAACUAUCAAUUGCUUUACGAAAUGUAAUUAUGAAUUGGUCUCAUAAGAAAAUAUCUCAUCGUCCUUCAACUUUUAAUCUAUAUUUAUUUCAUCAUCUUAUUAUAUGUAUAAUUCGUUGUACAAUCAUAUUUCUUGUUUGUUUUUCAAUAAUUCUUUUUCAAAAAUGUUUAUCAAUUGAAAUCUUCAUACAUUUUCUAUUAUUAUUAUCAACAUUUGAUUUAUUAUUGAUUAUUGUUAGUGAAACAGCACAUUUUUGGGAUUCAACAAUCAAUCAUAAAAGUACACUUUAUUCAAAAUGUUGUUUAGUAUUUGGUAUAAUUAUUAAUUAUUUUGUUUCAAGUCUUUUUCUUUCUAUACAUAUAACAAUGAAUGGCGAUAAUCCACUUAUUAUUGAUAUAUGUCAAAAAACAACGAAAACAGUAAUAAAAUAUCUUCAUAUACAAACGAACCAUGAAAAAUCUUUAAUACCAACAAUAAUUACUUAUGUACUUUUUAUUUUAAUUGAUUUGUUAACAAUGGCAUGGAUUUUUAUAUCAUAUAGAGAUAUAUCAAAUCUUAAACGAAAACGUUUAGCAACAGUAUUUUUUUCUUCAUUAAUUUUUACAAAUUUUAAAGAACAUGAACGUUUAACAAUGGUUAAUCAUAGUUUAAAACGUCUUCUUACGUUAAUUCUAUUUUUAAUAAGUAAUAUUAUUAUUAUUUUACCAAUAAUAACGAUUAAAAUUUUUCAUAUAUCAUUAACUGUUCAUCAACGAAUUAUUUUUAUUUAUUUUACAACAUUACCAUGGAUUGAUUGUAUAACAUUUUUAUUCUAUGAAGAAAUUAAAUUUCCUAGAAUAAAAUUAUUUUCAAAAAAACAAAAUUCAGAUGAAGAUAAUCAACGUCGACAACGAAUCGGUAGACG
This is a messenger RNA of Adineta steineri, 944 nucleotides long. Lineage: Eukaryota; Metazoa; Rotifera; Eurotatoria; Adinetida; Adinetidae. The record is from the annotation of a GenBank genome assembly.